AUGACAAUACAAACAGAAAACCGCACAAAGCACGUUGCUCAUUUGCCACUUGGCAGCAACUCAGCAUCCCAAGGAACAAAAAGAACUGCCGAGGCGGAGGACGAGCAGAAAGUCUUAAACCUAUAUGACUUCGAUCCGACUCCUCAAUCGCUCAAGGAACAUGUUCCAAUGCAUUUGUACGAUAUCAACUUUAUCUUCCCGUUCCAGUGCUUGAGUUCUAAGUAUGUGAGACUAGAACCUCUCAUCCCUUCAAAACACCUCAAAGGCUUCUUGAGUUUACCACCUGAAUCAUGGACACAUUUCGGUGAAUUAGGUCCUUACUCACGAAAGACAGCUCUGGAAGAUAUCGAAAGCUAUAGACUUGAUCCCGCAUGUUUAUUGCUAGCUGUGAUUGACAUACAAGUGGAACAAGCAGGUGAAGAUGGGUUUGCAGGUGUUUACGCUUUGAUUGAAGUGAAUAAAGAUUUUAUGCACGCAUUAUUUGGAAUAAUAAACAUCUUGCCCAAAUAUCAAAAAACACACAUAAAUACUCACGCAAUGUAUUUGACCCUAAGGUACCUAUUCGAGGCACUUCAUCUAAUAAGAGUACAAUACGAUGCAGUUACUCAUAAUACUGCAUCAAUCAAAUCAGCUGGGCGGUUUGGUUUUCAACAAGAAGGAAUAUGUAGGAAUUUCAAUGGUCUAGUCCCAUCUUUCAAGAGGGUCAAAGAGAAAGCUCAGGGCAAGUCUCAAGAUAUGUGGGUGGGUAGUAUGACUGAUCACGAUUGGUCUAAUGGGGGUCGAAGGAGAUUGGAGGUCAUGAUGCAGAGACCGGUCGUAGAUACUAAAGAGCUCCAAGAGAUUGAGAAAGACAGCGGCCAGAGUAUUCCAGAUGGUUAUGGUCACGGAAAAUAA
Molecule: messenger RNA, 894 nt
Organism: Kwoniella shivajii
Lineage: Eukaryota; Fungi; Basidiomycota; Tremellomycetes; Tremellales; Cryptococcaceae
Exons: 3
Coding region: 1-894 (297 amino acids)
Molecular function (GO): protein-N-terminal-alanine acetyltransferase activity; protein N-terminal-serine acetyltransferase activity
Source: RefSeq, a predicted model, not a curated record